Messenger RNA from Mustela lutreola (European mink), 2546 nucleotides. It is a transcript of the gene VSIG1, whose product is annotated as V-set and immunoglobulin domain containing 1. Gene Ontology annotation, biological process: epithelial cell morphogenesis; maintenance of gastrointestinal epithelium. The record is from RefSeq and is a predicted model, not a curated record. Lineage: Eukaryota; Metazoa; Chordata; Mammalia; Carnivora; Mustelidae. Gene Ontology annotation, cellular component: plasma membrane. Bases 155 to 1510 code for a protein of 451 amino acids. The transcript is spliced from 8 exons.
UCUGAGAAAGGACUGUACCCAAUAAGUAAGCCCGAAGAGGCUGUUUGCUCCGUGAUGCCUGCAGAUAAGCCUGGCAAAGCUCAGUGUGAUUGAAGGAGGCGCUUGAGACUCAGCUUAGCCCAGGCAGGCGCUGCGCUCCGCGAACACUGGCACAAUGGUGUUCGCAUUUUGGAAGGUCUUUCUGAUCCUAAGCUGCCUUGCAGGUCAAGUUAGUAUGGUGCAGGUAACCAUCCCAAACAGUGUUGUGAAUGUGACUGUUGGAUCUGAUGUCACACUUGUCUGCACCUAUACCAGCACUGUGGCCUCCCGGGACAAGCUCUCCAUCCUGUGGUCAUUCAUUCACAAGAAGGACUUGCCACCAGCUUCCCACAACCCGUGCCUCAAUACUGAGGGUAUGGAGAAAAAGGCAGUCAGUCAGUGUCUAAAUAUGGCGCAUGCAAGAGACGCUCGGGGAAGAUGUAGCUGGACCUCUCAGAUUUACUAUUCUGAAGGUGGACAAGCCGUAGCCAUCGGGCAAUUUAAAGAUCGACUUGUAGGGUCUAACGAUCCAGAUAACGCCUCUAUCACCAUUUCACAUAUGCAACCAGCAGAUAGUGGUGUCUACAUCUGCGAUGUUAACAACCCCCCUGACUUCACCGGAAAUAAUCAAGGCAUCCUUCAAGUCAAUGUGUUAGUCAGACCUUCUAAGCCCUUUUGUAGCAUCCAAGGAGUACCAGAAACUGGCCAUCCAAUAUCUCUUUCCUGCCUCUCUGUGCUCGGGACACCUUCUCCUGUAUAUUACUGGUAUAAACUCAAAGGUGGAGACAUCAUCCCAGUGAAAGAAAACUUCAACCCAGCCACUGGGACUUUGGUUAUUGGAAAUCUGACCAGUUUUGAACAAGGUUAUUACCAGUGCACAGCUAGCAACAGCCUUGGCAACAGUUCCUGUGAAAUUGAUCUAACUUCUUCCCAUCCGGAAGUUGGAAUCAUCGUUGGGGCGCUGGUGGGUGCCCUGUUGGGUGCUGCCAUCAUCACCUCUGUUGUGUGCUUUGCAAGGAGCAAGGCCAAGGCCAAGGCAAAGGGGAAGGAAAGGAAGAGAAAUUCAAAAACCAGCACAGAACUUGAACCAAUGACAAAGAUAAACCAAAGUACAGAGCUCGAGGCAAUGGCGGGGGAACAUGCUCUCCAGCUCGAAGCGACUCUGCCACCUUCUGGCCACGAGAAUGACCCCACUACCACCCUGGGUCCAGAUCAUGAGCCGACCCCGGAGCCGGAGCUAGAGCUUAAGUCUGUCUGGGAGCCAGCCCCACAGCCUGCCCUAGAGCAAGAGCCUGUCCCAGAACUAGAGCCUGUUCCAGAGUCGGAGCCUGUCCUGGAGCCAGAGCCUGUCCCGGUGCCUGAGCUGGAUACAGAGCUGGAGCCUGAGCCAGAGACAGAGCCAGAGCUGGAGCCGGAGCCAGAGUCUGAUCCCGAGCCCGGGAUUGUAACAGAGCCCUUGUGCGACAGGGAAAAGGGAGUGAAAAAGCCAUAGGCUAGUAGCCAAGUACAGUGUUCAUCAGUAGGGAACCCAUUACUGGCAUUUGGAGUUGCCCUAGCCAGUCUCCCACCAUGCCCCUCUCUUCUGACCUGCCCUCUUCUAACAAGGUGCUCCUGCCUUUGAUCCAAAAUAAAUAGGUCAAGAUAAAUGCAAGGGUUCCUCUGUUACUUUCACUCUAACAUGUAAGCGUGACUAAUGACAAAGCAAGUGACUUUCUAAUUCAGUUGAAGGCAUUUUGCAGCAAUAUCUACAUUGGACUUUGGAAAAUCUCAUUUCUCUAUUUUCAGCUACUCUGUUACAUUCCGCAGGCACACAUGACAAGGUGGCAUUAACUGGAUUCAAUGCUAUUCCUAGGAUCAGUUGGUCAGGGCUUCCCUAAUUCAUUUUCACAAUGGCCACAAAGACAAAAAUUUGCCAGCCUUCUUUGAGAGAGAUGGGAGGGGGGAGAAAUCCUCAAAAAUUCCAGAGGAGGAUAUGUAAAGGGUACAUAUUCAAACGAGGUCUUAAAAAAUCAGUGCUUCAUUUAUCAUACUAGAUUUCCCAAGGAACCACCCUGCUCUACAAGAUCUUGAGCACAGCAAAAUUUUUAAAUAACCUAAUUUUUAAAUGCUAGAUGAGGUACAGGCAAACAAGUCCAAAUGACGUGUUCCUUAGAUGACCACAAAAUGUUAGGAUCAUGGGUGGUGUACAGUUUAGCUUCUAAUGAGAUGUUAUCACUCUGUCUGAUCCUAUCUACUUUAGAAGGGCCAGAAUAGGAAACUGUUCUAAAUGAACACUUAAGAUCUGUUUUAGAUAAUCUGAACUAAUUAUUUAAUCUGUUUCGCUGUUGGGAUAUUCCACAUUAAUUGAUACCAUUUUUGUAUAAAUGCUAACUGUUAACUAACAUGCUAAAAUGUUUUUUUCAUUGAUUGUAUUUUCCCCACAUUCCACUUGAAGAAAUUUGUAGGUAGACUUUCUCAUUUGUGUAAUCAGAUUUUAAAUCUUAUUUUGAGGCUCAAUAAAUUCUCAAUAAAAUCUUAUUUGAAUGAUC